AUGAAACGUUCCAAGGGCUGGUUCACCAUGCUAAUAGUCAGAAAGGCCUACCUUCGUAUUCGACCGCACUUGGGUGAAGAAGAGUCUCCCAGCUCACCUUACUUGACACCACUCUCCGAUACUUCAGUCCGGAUGACGGACCCCCAAGACCCGCAGCAUAGCCGUUCUCGCUAUCGACCCUCAACUGUUCAGCCUUCGUCCAUUUACACAUUCUCUCACGUAUUUCUUCCGAAUACAACUCAAUCGGACUUCUUCACAAAGACCACUUUGCCACUAGUAAGGGAUGCCCUUCAAGGUCAAAAUGGUCUCCUAUUCACCUAUGGCGUUACGAACUCCGGGAAAACGUAUACUGUGCAAGGUGGUACUGAGGAAGGCACCGCAGGGAUUUUGCCCCGCACUUUAGAUGUUAUCUUCAACAGCAUUGAAGGAUUGCAUGGCGACGGGAAAUAUCGACCUGUCCGACUUCACGGUAUUGAGCCCUCAGAUCCCACCGAUUUGAAGCCACCCCAUGUCAUCCCAGAACCCUCGCUAGCUCAAGUUCUUGGGUCUUUGGACAAUCCCGCCGAACCCGAAUUCGACAUCGAUCCGACAAUCGUUAAGGUCGAUCGUAAUUAUGAAUAUACGAUCUGGAUCUCUUAUGCCGAAGUGUAUAACGAGAAAGUUUAUGACCUUUUGGCAUCCGUAAAGGGCGAAUCAAAUAAUCCCGAGGACAGUAGUUUUCCACGACCUUUAGCUGGAAAGCCUCUUCUCUUGAGCCGCCAGGCACUACCUCUUAGGCCCUCACCAGCUUCCGAUGGCAAUGAUUCAGAUAUCAACGGAAAAUAUAUUGCAGGACUCCGCCAAUUCCGUGUUCACAGUGCUUUCCAGGCAAAAGCCCUUGUGAAGCUGGGACAACUACAUCGUCGCGUUUUCGGUACCCUCGCCAACCGAGAGAGCAGCCGAAGCCACGGCAUGGUCAUCAUCAAAAUCGUGAAAGGUCACAGGGGUGAAAAAGACGAUCCCACGUCUCUCCAAGUUUCACGACUCACACUCAUCGACCUUGCCGGCUCUGAGCGAACAAAGCAUACACACACUACAGGGGAUCGCCUGAAAGAGGCAGGCAAUAUCAACAAAUCUCUUAUGGUACUCGGCCAGUGUAUGGAGGUCAUGCGCUCAAAUCAGCGCAAGAUUGCCUUAAGUCUUUCCCACGAAGGUACGGGCAAGGAUGGUCGCGUAGAUACCAGAGACGUGAAGAAAGGGCUGGCGCUUGUACCAUUCAGGCAUAGCAAGCUCACUGAAGUCCUCAUGGAUUAUUUCGUUGGUGAUGCCAGGGCUGUCAUGAUCGUCAACGUCAACCCGUACGACACUGGCUACGACGAGAACUCUCACGUCAUGAAGUUUGCUGCACUCGCGAGGGAGGUAUAUAUUACUCCGGCCCCUGCACCUGUGCGUCGUGUGCCUACGAUCGGGCCUGGCAAACUCCAAGGGACGAAAAUUAAAGAGGUUGGCCCUCUGACGCUAAAGGAUCCUGAGAUAGCUCCCCAUACGUCUCGCAGAAAAGUGACUAUCUCUAUUGCUGGACAUGGUAAUGGGAAAAAGGCUAGUGAGGCCAUCCUUGAGGUUCUCGAACAGGACGAACCGGCAGACGGACAAGACGAAGCAAAUCUGAGUGACGACGACCCUAUCAGCCCUCUUAUCGAUGCGCUGUUUGACGAAGUGGCAGAUCUCCGUAUGCAGCUCUUUGAAGCAGAGAUGAGAUGUGCUGUGAUUGAGGCGGAAACCAGGGAAGAAGUUAUGCACGAAAUGGAGGAACGUAUGAGGUCUAUAGAACAAAUGUAUUCUAGGCGACUGAUGACUGAGCUGGAACAAAACGAGAUGAAAACCGAUGCCAAGAUAGAUAUGUUACACCAAUCUGGACUGUUUGGCAGCCCUGUCAAGAAGAGCCACCUCGAUGUUGUGGAUGUAGGCAAUAGUCUCUCUGAAGAGGAGCAGGAUGUUGAAUUGAGCCUGAUCGAAUACGGCCCAGCAGAGGGGUCUGGUGAUGAAAGUGACUUUUCUUCUCGAGACAGUCGCUCCCUGUCAAUGUCGCCUCUGGCUGGAAAACAGAAGAAGCAAAACCAUCCCGUGAAAGAAAGCAUAGUCGAAAAACGCAGAUUCAUACCAGAUCCCCCUAUGCUCCCUUCGGAUACCGAAGACGCUCAACUGACUGAGACAGAGGGAGAUGACGACCUCAGCAUAGCGCUUACAGAGGUAGCGACAAGUGAAGUUGGUGAAGAUGAGAGUGGAGAUGAAUACACUAGCGAAAGUGGGGAAGACGACUGGGUCCCUCCCUCAACAUUGGGGAACAAGACACCAAAAGCAAAGGCUAAUGUGGUUAGCCUUUUACCCGAAAUCACGAACCAUGUGCCCAAGUCCCUGCCAAAGAACCUCCAGGCGUCGAUUUUGGCGCAACAAAUGGAUGGCCUGUCACUCCAGGCCAGUGGACCAGACGAUUCCGUUGUCAUCGUUCCCGUAAAAAAAUUCCGAGCACGUCCAGAGUCAGUCAAUGUGGAUGAGGACGAAGAUAAGGAUGGGGAGGAAUCACAACUUCCAAUUGUGAAGAAAAAAAAGCGACAACUUGGUAAAAACCCUGUCGUUACAGCAGAAGGCAUUGACAUGGCCACAUACGCCGUGGAGAAACGCGUCGAGAAGACGGCAGCAAGGAUGAUCAGAAGGUUAGGUGGAAAUUGA
Messenger RNA from Laccaria bicolor S238N-H82, 2709 nucleotides. Its product is annotated as kinesin-like protein. Gene Ontology annotation, molecular function: ATP hydrolysis activity; ATP binding; microtubule motor activity. Gene Ontology annotation, biological process: microtubule-based movement. The coding region runs from base 1 to 2709 and encodes 902 amino acids. Lineage: Eukaryota; Fungi; Basidiomycota; Agaricomycetes; Agaricales; Hydnangiaceae. Gene Ontology annotation, cellular component: microtubule; nucleus; kinesin complex. The transcript is spliced from 9 exons. The record is from RefSeq and is a predicted model, not a curated record.